GUCGAUCCUUCAGGCAGGUGUGCAAGUGCGAGUGCUGCCACUGUUGCUUUGCUGUCUCAUCCAACGGAAUAUCAUCAAUGUCUCAAUCUGGCAUGGACUCCGUGCCAGGCCGGCCGCGUCACCUUCACGCCUUGGGUCUUGGGUCUUGCUGCACAGCCUCGUCCCAUGAGGAGGGUCCUGUGGGCAUCUCAACGUCUCGUUUGCGGAUCACAGUUAUGGGUGCAAGCAAGUCUCAGGUGGUCGUGCAAAAAGUGGAUGAGGGCUCCAGGGCCAGCCAGCAUUUUGUUUCUUGUCGUGGCGUCACCGCCAGGUUGGGUCCCCUGAUGGACCGAAGCGUUCUGCAAAUGAGACGGGAACUACAGCCUUGCGAGUCACAAAUGGAUUUGCUCAACGGCCGUCCUCUCCUCACAAGAACAAAAAAAUGUUUCUGCAUGCUGUCAUGCAAAACAUUAUAUGCUUAUUGCUGCUAUCCAUAUUGUGGUCUGAGCAAGAAAAGACUUGUCUCGUUUCACACCAUGGCAGGCAGCUUCGAAUGUAAGCAAACAGCCAGUGUACCAGUAGUCAUCUGCUAAAAGUAUCAUGCCCCAAAACCGACUCGUGUGCUCUAAUAUCAGGCCCCAAACGCCAU
Molecule: messenger RNA, 628 nt
Organism: Microdochium trichocladiopsis
Lineage: Eukaryota; Fungi; Ascomycota; Sordariomycetes; Xylariales; Microdochiaceae
Exons: 1
Coding region: 78-572 (164 amino acids)
Source: RefSeq, a predicted model, not a curated record